Messenger RNA from Daucus carota subsp. sativus, 1132 nucleotides. RefSeq lists its product as uncharacterized. Gene Ontology annotation, molecular function: RNA binding. NCBI's taxonomy places the organism in Eukaryota, Viridiplantae, Streptophyta, Magnoliopsida, Apiales, Apiaceae. Bases 122 to 910 code for a protein of 262 amino acids. The record is from RefSeq and is a predicted model, not a curated record. Gene Ontology annotation, biological process: mRNA splicing, via spliceosome. Gene Ontology annotation, cellular component: U5 snRNP; U2-type prespliceosome; U2 snRNP. The transcript is spliced from 2 exons.
AGGUCCAAAUAGAAAAAAGGCACGUCAUAUCCAAAUUAUAUAUAAUCCUCAGCUCCCCAUUAAAACCCUAGCUCUGGUUUAUUUUGAAAACCCUAGAUCUGAAAACAACCAGUCGGCAACAAUGUCGAUGUCGAAGAGUUCUAAGAUGCUCCAGUACAUCAACUACCGUAUGCGAGUCACUAUCCAAGACGGUCGUCAACUUGUCGGCAAAUUCAUGGCCUUCGAUCGUCACAUGAAUCUCGUCAUCGGCGAUUGCGAAGAGUUCCGGAAGCUUCCGCCUUUGAAAGGUGCGAAAAAGUCGGACGAGCCGCGCGAGGACCGCCGCACUCUCGGCCUCGUUCUCCUCCGCGGCGAGGAGGUGAUUUCGAUGACUGUUGAGGGUCCGCCGCCGCCUGAUGAGUCACGCGCGCGUGCUGCUGCGGCCGCGAAUUUGUCGGGACCUGGAGUGGGGAGAGCGGCAGGGAGAGGCGUGCCGACUGGGCCGCUUGUGCAGGCGCAGCCUGGAUUGGCUGGACCGGUGAGGGGAAUUGGUGGACCGGCGCCUGGGAUGAUGCAACCGCAGAUAUCGAGGCCGCCGAUGUUGAAUCCGCCGAUGCAGUACUCGCAACAGGCCCCGCCUCCGGUGAUUAGGCCGCCUGGACAGAUGUUUCAGCCUGGAAUGCGUGGACCGCCGCCUCAGAUGCCGCCUCCACAGUUUGCUCAGAGACCUGGUGGACCGCCAGGACCGUAUCCUAUGCCUCCACAGCCUCAGUAUGGACAGAGACCAAUGGGACCACCUCCACAGUUGAUGAGAGGACCUCCUCCUAGACCUGGAAUGGUGCCGCCUCCACCUGGAGGUGUUUUUGGACCGCCGCGACCUGGGAUGCCUCCACCUCCUAAUCCUCAACAGCAGAAUCAGCAGCAACAGUGAUUUGGCUUUGCACAAGGGUGGAUGUGAAGUAAUUCAAUUGGUGGUCUGUAGGCUGCUUCAACAUCUUGAACUGAAUAUUCUGAUGGUUUGUAUUAGUAAAUUUUUUAUAAUUGAGUAGGUAUCCUUUAUGUGAAGUUUCCUUUUAGCACAAUAUGACAGGGAUGUAUCUUUUGGCAGAAACUCCUCAACUGAAAUUAAGUGCGGCAUGUUUUGUGACCUUUA